Anguilla rostrata (American eel) is the source of this 1627-nucleotide messenger RNA. RefSeq names its product GDP-fucose transporter 1-like. Lineage: Eukaryota; Metazoa; Chordata; Actinopteri; Anguilliformes; Anguillidae. Gene Ontology annotation, molecular function: antiporter activity; GDP-fucose transmembrane transporter activity. Gene Ontology annotation, biological process: protein O-linked glycosylation via fucose; GDP-fucose import into Golgi lumen. The record is from RefSeq and is a predicted model, not a curated record. The coding region runs from base 185 to 1207 and encodes 340 amino acids. Gene Ontology annotation, cellular component: Golgi apparatus. The transcript is spliced from 3 exons.
AGGACGUUUCUGGUUGGCAGGUUGUUCUACUAUUGAAGGAGGAGAUCAGAUCGUAAUUAUUAAUUACUUCCUUCUUCCUCGUGCAACCCAGACGCUGACGGAAGUAGUAAUAACUAGAAGGCUAACAAAAAAUAGCCUUAACACGCCCGCCAGGACACAGUUGAAACGCUCGAAAAUUCUCAGAAUGGCUCUUGACGGCGAGGAUUCCGUGGAUGGCAAGACGGAUACCUUUUUACUGAGAGCCAUCAAAAUCGCUUUUGUGGUGGCCCUUUAUUGGUUCGUUUCAAUAACCAUGGUUUUCCUGAACAAUGCUCUGUUGGGUAGCCAUGAACUGGACGCCCCUUUAUUUGUGACAUUCUUCCAGUGCCUUAUUACCGUAGCGCUUUGCUGGUGCAUGAACUUACUGUCAAGGUUUUGUCCGGGUUCCGUGGAUUUCCCCUCAAUCAAGUUCGACCCAAAGGUCUCGAGAGAAGUCUUGCCUUUGUCGAUCGUGUUCAUCGGAAUGAUCACCUUCAAUAACUUGUGCCUCAGAAACCUGGGUGUUGCAUUCUACACAGUUGGGAGAUCGCUCAGUACGGUCUUUAAUGUGCUCAUGUCCUAUGUGAUUCUGAAGCAAACCACGUCUUUUUAUGCUCUCUUGUGCUGUGGAGUCAUUAUAGGUGGCUUCUGGCUUGGCGUGGACCAGGAGGGGGCGGAAGGUUCUCUUUCCUGGUUUGGAAUUGCCUAUGGGGUGCUGGCCAGCAUGUGUGUUUCCCUCAACGCCAUCUAUACUAAAAAGGUCUUGCCUGUGGUGGACAACAGCGUCUGGAAGCUCUCUUACUACAACAACAUCAAUGCCUGCAUCCUGUUCAUCCCACUGAUUGUUGUCUUUGGGGAGGUGAACAAAAUCUACCAUUUUAAUGGACUGAAUGACUGGCAUUACUGGGGCAUGAUGAUGCUCGGUGGCAUCUUCGGGUUUGCCAUUGGCUAUGUCACUGGCCUUCAGAUCCAGUUCACCAGCCCCCUGACACACAAUGUGUCUGGUACUGCCAAAGCCUGUGCACAGACCGUCCUGGCUGUGGUGUAUUCUGGUAGCAUUAAGAGCUUUUUGUGGUGGACAAGUAAUGCAAUGGUUUUGGGGGGCUCCUCUGCCUACACCUGGGUUAAAGGCCUUGAAAUGAAGAAGACUCAGGAGGAACCGCAGAUCAAGAGUAGAGAUGGUGUAUAGGGAGUCUCUCUGAUGUGUCAAUAAGAUGAAUGAAUGUAAAGACUGCUCUUCGGCUAUUUAAGAGAGCUGGCCUCCAACUUUCAAUGGGAUAUAAGUACAGAGGUGUUAAUAAUACUAUUUUAUAGAAUAGUAGGUCCUUUUUCAACUGUUCAUUUUGAUAUGAUGCACUUAAGUCUUUCCUGCCAAAAUGUAAUCAUGAUGUCACAUAGGCUAAAGUAAUUUUGUAUUUAUAUUGGGUUGUAAUGUUUGGAAGUAGAUUUUAUGUUUGAAUAAGUACACAUUUUUUAUAUCUACAAAAUAGUUUUUAUUUUAAUCUUUUGAAUGAUAAGCAUGCACAUCUAUUUUCUGGAUGAAAUUUUUGUAAUCAAGGUCAACUUGCCAACUGAAGGAUUGAUUUAUAUUAAAUUUGUGGAAAUUUGA